Cuscuta epithymum is the source of this 1340-nucleotide messenger RNA. The record is from the annotation of a GenBank genome assembly. Lineage: Eukaryota; Viridiplantae; Streptophyta; Magnoliopsida; Solanales; Convolvulaceae.
GUCAAAGCUAGGAGUGAAAACCGCUAUAUAGUGGUCAAUACCUUCCCAUCAGGUUGCAAGAUAAUGGAGCAAUUCAAGAUUACGUUACGAGUUCCGAGUAGUAAUGGGGAAGAAACAUCUGAACCCAACGCAGAAACUGAAUCUCAGCUAUCACCUUCCAUAGCUACCGAUCACAAUACAUCAAAAUCUUUGGGAAAAAAAAGGAAAACGGAAAAAUGGGUACGCUGAAAUUACCAGAAGUGAUUCCUUCUCCAACAGAGGACUGCGAAAGGAUCAUGAAAGCAUUUAAAGGACUGGGAACUGAUGAGAAAGAAAUCAUAAGGGUUUUGGGGCAUAGAAAUGCAAGCCAACGGAAGAAGAUAAGAGAAACUUAUCAACAGCUUUACGACAAAUCCCUGAUUGAUGAUCUCCAUUCCGAGUUAUCUGGUGAUUUCAUGAAAGCGGUAAUUCUAUGGACAUAUGACCCUCCUGAAAGAGAUGCACGGCUUGCAAAUAAGGCAUUAAAGUCAAGGAAGGAAAGCGUAGGAGAAUUACAAAUAAUUGUUGAGAUAGCAUGUGCAUCAUCUUCUGACCAUCUGGUUGCUGUGAGGCGAGCAUACUGCUCUCUUUUUGACUGCUCUCUCGAAGAAGACAUCAUAGCAAACAUCUCUAUGCCCUUAAAGAAGGUUCUGGUUGGUUUGGUAAGUUCCUACAGGUAUGACAAAAAGGUAGUGGAUACAACCAUCGCCAACCUAGAGGCUGCUAAGCUUCAUGAAGCCAUCCAAACGCGACAACUGCACAGUGAUGAUGUAAUAUACAUUCUCAGUACUAGGAAUCUUGGUCAGCUAAGGGCAUCUUUUGAGCGCUACAAACAAGACUAUGGAUAUUCUAUUGAUCAGCAUAUCACAAGUUGUGGCAAAGGCCUUUUGGAAUCUAUCAUGAAGGUAGUCAUCUUGUGCAUUGACUCCCCAGAGAAACAUUUUGCUGAGGUUGUGAGAACCUCGGUCAUUGGGCUUGGAACUGAUGAGGAUGCUCUAACUAGAGCGAUUGUAACUCGGGCUGAAAUUGAUAUGGUGAAAGUUAGAGGAGAAUAUAACAAGAUGAACUCCUCCAGUCUGGAUCAAGCAGUUGCAGAUGACACAUCAGGCGAUUACAGAGAUUUUUUGAUGACUCUCCUUGGGCUUGGAAUCUAGUUUUCUGCAACCCAACUUAGGGGCUGUUUACUUUUUCUCUCAUUAAGUCCUGAAUGGAUUAAGACGUUUGUUUGUAUUAAGAUGUCUGUCUGGAUUAAGUGACACUAAGAUAACAAGUUGUUUACUAUGUGUGAUGAAUGAGAAGUCUGAAUUACAUGGAAUGACCAA